AUGCUUAUAUUCGUGACAGGUGUCUCCCCAUUGGUCCAACUGCCGGAGCUUGCCCGAAACGGCUUGGCGCGAUUCAACCUCGACUUCAAGUUCAUCGACCUCCAACAACAUCUCAUGGUCUCGUCGUCUCGUCGUCUCAUCAUCCGCCCGCCGCGAUCAGAGAGCUCCGGCACCCUUUCGCAACCACCACCGCCGCCACUCCCCGCCAGCCUGCCUCUCGCACAACCGACACCGCUCGAGGCAUACUUGUGUGAAGCUCCUGGAGACCGCUUCGACCCGAACUUCCGCCCUCCUCAUUUGGGGUCUGCUGCGAGCCAGAGUACCUACCUACCUACCUCUCCUCUCCUCUCCUCUCCUCUUUUCUGUCUUGUCGAAUCGAGCCGUCGAAUCAGCCACACUAGCACCCUGGUAGCACUGCACUGCACGUUCGAGAAGGACAGAUCAGACCGCAGACUGCAGACCGAAACCAGCACAACUACAACUACAAGCACAAGAGCCGGCAUAGCUACCUACCAAGCAAUCAUGUUCCACCGACUCCCUCGCGUAGCGGUGCUCUCGCGGCUCUCGCAACCGCUUGUCCAGUCCUCCUCCUUUUCCGCCGCGACUCGCGCGCCCCUUUCAAUUAUUCGAUCACGCACCCCUCUCCGUCUGGCGAGUACGCAUUCAGCAACUCACGGCGCUGCGAAGCAUGACGACCACGGCCAUGGCGGACAUGAUGACCACUUCGAUCCUCCUGGUGGUUGGCUCUGGGGUGAGCGGCCGGGAGACAAAUAUGAGAAGGAAGGAUGGGAGCCGUUUGCGUAUUUCUUUGUGGCGGCCUGGGUGGUUGCCGUGGCUGCUUAUACCAUGAAAGAAGAUACUACGAUACAAACGUGGGCAUUGGAAGAAGCCAGACGACGACUCGAGAAAGAAGGGUUCUUCGAAGAAUCGAAAUAG
This is a messenger RNA of Capronia coronata CBS 617.96, 936 nucleotides long. RefSeq lists its product as uncharacterized. The transcript has 2 exons. NCBI's taxonomy places the organism in Eukaryota, Fungi, Ascomycota, Eurotiomycetes, Chaetothyriales, Herpotrichiellaceae. The record is from RefSeq and is a predicted model, not a curated record. The coding region runs from base 1 to 936 and encodes 311 amino acids.